Trichobilharzia szidati is the source of this 561-nucleotide messenger RNA. The record is from the annotation of a GenBank genome assembly. Lineage: Eukaryota; Metazoa; Platyhelminthes; Trematoda; Strigeidida; Schistosomatidae.
AUGGGCAGGAAGUUCUCAUCUGAUGUUCAGUCACUUUUAUCGGCUGCACGAAGUUAUGUGGAAUGCUGUUUUGAAGUGAUCCCUGACUCAUGCAAAUCGAAUAAUCUGUUCGUAUUGGUUGGUGGCAUUAAAUGUAAUAAUGAGACAAAUUCUACUUUAAAGCAACUUCAAGUAGCCCAUUUAUCCAAUCAUUAUGGUAUCAGUGGUGGUAAUCACCAACUAAAAUUCUGCUUAUAUUCACAAGAUUCUCGUUUGAGAGUUUCAAAUUUAGAGGUAUAUAAAGUCUUAAUAGAUGUAGAACCAGAUGUGAUUACCUAUAAUGGCAAUGAUUGUGCAAAAGUGGGUGAUGAGAAUGUGGAACAGUUUCAUAGUGCCAAGAUACAAAACAGUACUAUUACUAAUAGAAGCAGUAGUGAACUAACCUAUUGUGAUAAAAAAGGGAAUAGUAUAUCUAAUUACUCAACUAGAAAUGAUUCAACACAGGAGCGUCAUCAGAAAAACCUGUCGUACUAUGCUGGUGAUUGCAUUCUAUUAGUUAAUUCUAUGUAUUUGAAAGAAUGA